Molecule: messenger RNA, 759 nt
Organism: Neospora caninum
Lineage: Eukaryota; Apicomplexa; Conoidasida; Eucoccidiorida; Sarcocystidae
Exons: 2
Coding region: 1-759 (252 amino acids)
Source: RefSeq, a predicted model, not a curated record
AUGAAUAUUUCUUCGUGUACCUCAUCGACGGAGGCAAUCUCGUCACGUGCUGCGUCUGUAAUAGAGCCAAAAUUCUUGGCACUGUAUGCUCUAGAAUCCGUGUUCGGCUCAGCGAGGUGCCCAAGGUUCAGUGGUGUAUGCGGCGGAUCGAGGCAGCAAGGAGAAACUGCCGGGGAUGAAGUACGGCCUGGCAACGGGGAGCAAUGUGACGAACAUGGCCGGAAUGUCGCAGACCGAUCUAAGAGGACGAGGUCAGGCGACGGGGGGCACCAAGGGGAAAAAACCCAACAGAUACAGAAUCGAGGUGGUUUCACAGCUUCUGGUUUUUUCUCGUCGGAAGGCACGCGCCGUUCCGGAUCCUCUCUCUUCUCUUUUCUCAAGCCUCGUAUGGCGUUGUCAGGUCCCCCCGUCGUUACCCAUUCGCGUGAAGGCAUGUCUGCCAGUUGUCAAUCGAAUUCCCAUUCUCGCCUUUCUGUAAUUCCUCGCGACUACGCCAUCAUCAAUAUUCCGGUGGAGGUCGCUCUCCACCCUGUGGUCUUCCAAACACUGUGUUCCUUGGCGGAGACGCUGCGUCGGUUUGAAAGGACACUCAUGCUAACCGCUACUACGGCUGCAACAGCACUCGCCCUUGGAAUUGCGUUGCCCAGACUUCUUCAGAUCCGUGAGGGCGGAUGGAAUGUUCAGGCGGCAACAGCGGUCGCUGUUCUCCUCGUUCCCAUGUUCGUUGCGAUGCGGUGUACGUACGCCGCUGUCCAGUAG